Molecule: messenger RNA, 2155 nt
Organism: Caenorhabditis auriculariae
Lineage: Eukaryota; Metazoa; Nematoda; Chromadorea; Rhabditida; Rhabditidae
Source: the annotation of a GenBank genome assembly
AUGGUCUCACAAAUCGCACUCGCCGCCUUCACACUAGCUAACGCAGUGAUGUGAGUUUCGACUUUUUUUACUUCUCGAAUGAAAAUCAAGGCUUAUUUCGGAACUUUUCAAAACCUCUUAUAUUUAAUUAGCUCCCGGAAAAUUCCAGUAGUUAUCUUUGAAUUGAUUAAGCUUAAUUAAUCUCCAAGCUAUCAUUUAUUAUAAAAAAAUAGUUUAUAAACUAGCUUUUUUUAAGCGGAUUAAAAGGCCUCAAAAAAUAUUUCUUACUGAAAACUCGGAUUCAGGUAACUUUCUCAUUCAAAAAUAAACUAAUUUCAGGGUUUUUUUGAAUACAUAUUUUGAAAUAGACCUGAGGAAAAACUACUCAAAACUAUCAAAAUCGGUCAUUUAUUCAAAGAAACCAACGACCGUUUUUUUUUCUUUUCCUUAUUUUCGUAUCCUACUGAGAAUCUUCAGAAGUAAAAAAAAGCAGGGAGAGUUAAGAGUUCAGAAAAAUAAUACCCUUUCAUAUUUUCCUCCUUAUUCCACCUUAAAAAGGACUAAAAGCUCUUACGGCCGAAGGAAAAUCGAGAAAAAGCCGUCCAUUUUUGGAAAAUUUAUUUCAACGAACCAAAAAUCCCAUUUUUCAAAGCCAAAUCUUCGAAAAGUCGUAAUAGAAUCAACAAUAAGUUCACUCAAAAUCGACUUCAGUGAUAUUUUUACUCACAGAAUUCAAAUAAACUAGAAAAAAGUCGAUUAUUCAGUGAUAGUUCCAGCGCAAUGCCGACCUCCUACAGUUACGGAUCACCCUACUCGAUGAUGUCAAAUAUGGGCUACGGUAGUUACGGUAAUAUCUUCAAAAAAUAAUAUUUUUAUUUGAUAUUUGAAUUUAAGGUUCAAUGGGAAUGCCUGGAAGUGGAAUGUACGGUGGAAUGGGCGCGAUUCCUCCGCCAGGGAUGGGAUCCUACGGAAUGGGUUCGUGGCUUUUUUCUAGUCGUUCCUGCGCCCCAGUGAUAAAAAUGGAUCUUGACGGUUCUUACGCUUUAAAAAACGUAAAAAGACAAUUUUCAAAAAGAGAUAAGGUCAAAAAGCACGGUUUUUUUCCAUCUAAACGUGUUUUUUUAUUAAUAUUUUAGUGUUCGACAUUUUUUGUGUACAACCAGAGCGAAAAAUCUUAUGAAAUGUAUCCAAAUCAGAGCCAAAAUAUUUUCUCAGAAACUACAAAAUCGGAGAGCACUUCAAACUUCCUAAAACACAUCAUUUUGUCCAAAUGUGAGAAAAGUCUUCCGAAAGUCUCUCUGAACUUUGAGAGCUAGGAGAAGAAACGGCCAACCAGUUCGAAAUGUACCGGUUCAUCAAAACGGCGAUUUUCGCUUUUCAACACGACCGCCGAGAACACAAAUAAGCUCCACGGACAAGGAUAAUCCGGCCCCCUUUUUUUCUUCUUCGUUCCAUGUCUGGAAAAAGAAGAGCGACGUUUGGCCUCGAUUUUCGGAUUAGGAAAAAAAGUUCUGGUUGUGUUGAAAUUCUAGUGUUGGACUUUGGAGUUCGUUAUAGCAUACUCUCUGAAAGAAAAUAUAGCUUUUUUAUUUCCAGGAAUGUAUGGGAUGAACGGCAUGCCUGGAAUGAGUGGAAUGGGUGGAAUGGGCGGACUUGGCGGCUUGGGAAGCAUGUCUUCUGGCUUGGGAAUGUCCGGAUUAUACGGUUAGUUUGGAAGAAAAACAACUCGGACCUUGGUAACGCGAACGGGACGUGUCGAGGCAUUUCUAGUGACCACUUUAGUAGUCUCAGCACUCUUAAGUGGUCCCUAGAAUUGCCCAGAAACGUCCGUUUCGCGUUACCAAUUUUCGAGAAGCUUGAUAAAAAAAAUUUUUCGCCAUGGAGCAGAAAAGCUUGACAGUUUCUUUAAAACCGUGGCUAUUUUGGGAUCAGUUCAAACAUCUUUUUUUUAAAGGGACAAGAGUCUUGUGGAACUGAAAAGUUUUUAAAAUUCCUUUAGGCCUAGAUACCGUUAUUAUGUCACUUUUUGCCUCCUGAAUAUCAAGAAAUUAUUUUUUAUCAGUGUAUGAGCUAUAAAAUCGAUUUGAUACCUUUUCCAGGAGGCUACCAAUCCCCCUACGGUCUCUCUUCAAUGGGCGGCCUCGGCGGAAUGCCUUAUUUCAACAAAAGAACUUGA